Molecule: messenger RNA, 432 nt
Organism: Sphenostylis stenocarpa
Lineage: Eukaryota; Viridiplantae; Streptophyta; Magnoliopsida; Fabales; Fabaceae
Source: the annotation of a GenBank genome assembly
AUGGCAACAGCAAGGACUGUGAAGGAUGUUUCUCCUCACGAUUUCGUGAAGGCUUACGCUUCCCACCUCAAGCGUUCUGGCAAGAUGGAACUUCCUGAGUGGACCGAUAUUGUAAAAACAGCAAAAUUUAAGGAAUUGGCUCCUUAUGAUCCUGACUGGUAUUACGUUAGAGCUGCUUCAAUGGCAAGAAAGAUCUAUUUGAGAGGUGGUCUUGGUGUUGGCGCUUUCCAGAGGAUCUACGGUGGAAGCAAGAGGAAUGGAAGCCGUCCCCCACAUUUCUGCAAGAGCAGCGGUGCUAUUGCCAGAAACAUUCUGCAACAGUUGGAACGAAUGAACAUUGUUGAGAUUGAUUCAAAAGGAGGUAGGAAAAUCACUUCUAGUGGUAGAAGGGAUCUUGACCAAGUUGCUGGGCGAAUUGUGGUUGCUGCUUGA